AUGAUGCCCCAGAGGAAGAAAAGGAAGAAAGAUCUUGAUUUUGUAGCUCUGUAUGAGGAAGAGCUGCUGAACUUUGGAUCUGGGUCCGAAUCUGAAUCUGAUGAUGAGCUAGAUCAUGAUUACUACAAGACCAGAGUAUAUGAGGUGAUCACGAUGACUGGUGAUGUUCGGGGUGCAGGAACCAAUGCCAACGUCUUCAUUUCCAUUUUCGGGGAGAAUGGGCUAACUCCUAAGCUCCAUCUCUCUAGCAAGAGCGAAGCUGCCUUUUCAAAAGCCAACGUGGAUGUAUUCCGGGUCAGAACUAACAAUGUUGGUGCCAUCUACAAGAUCAGAAUUGAGCACGACAACACUGGGAAGAAUGCCAGCUGGUUUUUGGACAGGGUCAUCCUGACGGACACGAAGCGGCCCUGCCUCAAGUACUAUUUCAACUCUACUAACUGGCUGAGCAAAGUGGAGGGGGACCGCCAGUUGUUCCGGGACCUAUUGGCCAGCUUUACCCCCAUGGAUAUUCCUAGGUAUAACAAGUAUGAUGUCAAAGUCUCUACUGGAGAUAUAUUUGGUGCUGGGACAGAUGCAAAUGUCUUCAUUAAUAUCUUUGGAGAAUAUGGUGACACAGGGGAACGGUUAUUGGAAAGUGAAAAAGACAACUUUGAAAGAGGCUCAGAAGACAAGUUCACACUGGAUGCACCAGAUUUGGGGCAGCUGAUAAGAAUCAACAUUGGCCAUAACAAUAAAGGCAAAUCUCCAGGCUGGUUCCUAUCCAAGAUUGUCAUAGAAGACAUUGGGAACAAAAGAAAAUAUGAUUUCCCUCUUGACCGAUGGCUGGCCCGAAAUGAGGAGGAUGGCAAAAUCCAACGGGAAAUUCUGGUGGGCGGUGCUAUAACCUCAGGAUUUGGAGAAGAUAAGGAAAUCAUUAAGACAGGUUCCUGCUUUCCAAAGUGGAGGGUGGUGAUUUUGUGUCCAUUCACUGGUAUCCAGCAGACCUUCCCUUGCAAAAACUGGCUGGAUGAAAAGCAAUGUGAUGGGCUGAUUGAGCGGCAACUUUAUGAGGUGGUGUCCCUGCGGAAGAAGAGACUCAAGAAGUUUGCCUGGUCGCUCUGGGUCUGGACAAAUGACCUGAAGCAUGCUGCUUGUGCUGGCCCUGUCUUUAUCCAGCUUUAUGGACAGAAAGGACGAACAGAUCAAAUUCAUAUAAACCCCGGACCACAGGGCUUUAAGCCUGGAAGGAUUGACAAAUUCAGGCUCGACCUCCCAGAUCUCGGAAGAUUUUAUAAGGUCAGAGUUUGGCAUAACAAUAGAACUCCUGGUUCUGGAUGGCAUCUAGUCAAGAUGACACUGAUGAAUAAUCUAACAAAGGCCAAGUAUAACUUCAAAUGUAACCGCUGGCUGGAUACCAACGAGGAUGACUAUGAGAUCGUGAGGGAGCUCACCGCAGAGGGCCCAACAGUUCGGAGGAUCAUGGGAAUGGCCCAGUAUCGGGUGACCCUGUGUACUGGAGACAUUGAAGGAGCAGGAACAAAUGCCCAAGCCUUUGUCUGCCUCUUUGGUGAUGCGGGAGAUACUGGGGAGCGAAUGCUAUGGCACGUCAACUGCAGGAACAACAUGGAAAUCUGUCAAAAAGGCAAUGCGGAUGAGUACACCAUUGAGGCAGUCACCCUGAGGAAGGUGAAAAGAAUAAGGGUUGGACAUGAUGGCAAAGGAGGGAACAGUGGCUGGUACUUGGAGCGAGUGUUAGUGAGAGAAGAAGGACAGCCAGAGAGUGACAAUAUGGAAUUCCCAUGUAACAGAUGGCUUGCCAGGGAUCAAGAUGACGGCCAGUUAAUCCGAGAAUUAUUACCCAGUGGCAACAAUGCACCGUUGAAAAAUGCCAAACAUACUUUUAGGACUAGAUAUAGGAAUGUCACUGUUGAGAGGGUGGUCCCUGAGAACCCUCUGAGAGGGACUAGUGUGGGUAAGGAUCAUGAAACCAAGGUUCUGGUCCUGACUCUGCUGCUAACUAACUGUGUCGCCUUGCAGAAGCAAAUCACCCGACUUGUCAUUGGCCACGAUAGCACAGGAGGCCUGAGUCCAGGCUGGUAUUUGGGAAGCAUUCAGAUUCGGGUGCCACGCCAAGGCAAGAAGUACACAUUUCCUGUCAAUCGCUGGCUGGACAAGAAUGCAGCUGAUGGGCGCACAGAAGUGGAGCUGUACCCCAGCGAGGUUGAGGAGAUUGAGAAAUUGAUCCAUUAUGAAGUGGAGAUUGUGACUGGGGAUAUGGGCAAAGCGAGCACCAGUGCCCGGGUCUACAUGCAGAUCUAUGGGGAAGAGGGCAAGACUGAAGUGCUCUUUCUCAAAAGUCGCUCAAAAGUCUUCCAGCGGGGAAACACGGACAUCUUUCAGCUAGAAGCAGCAGAUGUGGGUGAAAUCUUCAAGAUCCGAUUGGGCCACACGGGCGAGGGCUUCGGGGCUGGCUGGUUCGUGGAGACAGUGACGCUGAGACGACUAGUGCUGCAGGAGGUGGAGGUAACCCCGGAGGAGGAAGCCCGGAAAAAGAAAGAGAUGGACAAAUUGAGGCUGCUGAUGAGGAAGGAGAGGCUGAAGGCCAAGGAGGAGCAGAAGAGGAAGAGAAAGUUGGCAAAGGGUAGUGAUGUGGAGGAUGAAGAGGAGUCCUCAUCAGAGGAAUCUUCAGAAGAAUCAGAAGAAGAGACAGAGAUUGAGGAUGAAGACGAAGAAUUUCAGGAAGUGGUUGAUGUCUACAGUUUUCAUGCAGGUCGCUGGCUGGCCACAGAUGAGGAAGACAAGGAUCUAGACAUGGAGCUGGCACCAUCUGGAAGAUCGGGUCCUGAGCCCAAUACCUACGAGGUCCAGGUGAUCACGGGGUGCAUGCCCAAAGGCGGCACUGAUGCUAAUGUCUUCCUGAACAUCUAUGGUGAAGAGUAUGGGGAUACUGGGGAGCGUGCUUUAAGAAAAUCAGACAAAUCAAAUAAGUUUGAAAAAGGACAGACAGACACUUUCAUCAUCAAUGCCAUCGACCUGGGGCCCCUGAAGAAGAUUAGGAUUCGUCACGAUAACUCUGGCAAUGCCUCUGGCUGGUUCCUUGAACGAGUGGACAUCACUGACCAGAAUAAUGAAACCACGUACUACUUCCCAUGCCAGCGCUGGCUGGCAGUCGAUGAAGAUGAUGGACAGCUCUCCAGGGAGCUGAUCCCAGUGGAUGAGUCAUAUAUCCUGAAAGAUGAGGGAAAUGAAGAAGAAGAGGGCGAGGGCGAGGGAGAGGAAGGAGGAAACGAAGAAGACACUGGGCUUGCCAACCUGGCUCUGGAAUUGAAAGAUAAAUCAACCAUGUAUUCAGUGACUGUGAAGACUGGCGACAAGAAGAGAGGAGGCACAGAUGCCAACGUCUUCCUCACUCUUUUUGGUGAAGAUGAUGAUACAGGGACAAUUCUCCUGAAAUCUUCCAAGUCCAGCAACAAAGACAAGUUUGAGAGAGGGAGCAUUGAAAUCUUUACAGUGGAUGCAUUUUUCCUCGGAGAGCUUAAGAAAAUAAGGAUUGGUCAUGACAACACAGGCAAGUCUCCAGGCUGGUUUGUGGACUGGGUAGAGAUAGAUAUAUCAUCUCUAGGAAAAUGCCUGACGUUUCCCUGUGGACGAUGGCUGGGAAAAGAGGAAGACGAUGGGGCCAUCUACCGGGACCUCUACUGUGCAGAGCUAAAGACCAAAAAGUAUACUCCAUAUAUUCCUUAUGAAAUAACCAUCUACACCAGUGAUGUCUUUGCUGCGGGGACGGAUGCCAGCAUCUUCAUUGUAAUCUAUGGUUGUGAUGCCAUCUGCACCCAACAGAAGCAUCUAUGUACCACCAAAAGAGAGCAGAAGAUAUUUUUUGAGAGAAAUUCUGUCUCCUGCUUCAUUGUGGAGAUGGAGGAUAUUGGAGAAGUCAUUGAAAAAAUUCGGAUUGGACAUGACAAUGCAGGCAUGAAUGCUGGGUGGCACUGUGACCAUGUGGAUAUCCGGAGGCUCCUGCCAGAUAAAGAUGGAUCAGAGACUGUGACAUUCGCCUGUGAUCGAUGGCUUGCCACCUCUGAAGAUGAUAAGAAGAUUAUCCGAGAACUGGUCCCAUUUGAUAUAUUUACCGAGAAAGUAAUGAAAGAUGGGUCUUUAAGACAAAUUUAUAAGGAAAUAGAGGAACCUCUGGAUAUUGUUCACUAUUCAAUUCAGAUCUUCACUGGGAAUAUACCUGGAGCUGGAACGGAUGCUAAGGUCUUCAUCACAAUCUAUGGAGAUCUGGGAGACAGUGGGGAACGGUAUCUUGGCAAGUCAGAAAACAGGACUAACAAAUUUGAAAAAGGAACGGCUGACACUUUCAUCAUAGAGGCUGUUGAUCUGGGCGUCAUAUAUAAGAUCAAACUCCGGCAUGACAAUAGCAAGUGGUAUGCUGAUUGGUAUGUGGAAAAAGUUGAAAUCUGGAAUGAUACCAAUGAGGAUGAGUUUCUGUUCCUCUGCGGACGCUGGCUGUCCUUGAAGAAGGAGGAUGGACGGCUGGAACGACUCUUUUAUGAGAAGGAAUACGAAGGCGACCGAAGCAGCAACUGCAGUGCUCCUGAGGACUUCUGGGAGAUGACCCUCAGUUCCAAGAUGAGCGAAAUCGAUAUAGACACGGUGACUGGCCCUCUGGUGGACUAUGUUCAAGAAGGUCCACUGAUUCCUUACCAUGUGACCAUCACCACAAGUGAGCAGGAGGAUGCAGCCACUGAUAGCCGUGCUUUCAUCAUCAUUAUUGGAGAGGAUGAUGAGGUGACCAAACGCAUCUGGCUGGAUUACCCAGGGACGAAGAAAGGUUUCAGUGCUGGCUCUGUGGAGAAAUUCUACGUCGUAGGCCUGGAUGUAGGAGAAAUCAAGAAAAUAGAGCUGGGUCAUGACGGCACCUCACCGGAGAGCUGCUGGCUGGUGGAGGAGCUGAGUAUUGCUGUGCCUACCCAGGGGUGCAUGUACACUUUGCACUGUAAUUGCUGGCUUGCCAAGGAUCGUGGGGACGGUCUGACCUCCAGCGUCUUUGACCUUCUGGAUGCUGUGAUGGUGAACAUUGGAGUGAAGACCAUGUAUGAAAUGACUGUCUGGACUGGUGACAUUGUUGGAGGUGGCACUGAUUCCAACAUUUUUAUGACACUUUAUGGCGCCCAAGGGAGCACAGAAGAGGUGCAGUUGGACAAAAAGAAAGCUCGGUUUGAGAGAGGACAGAAUGAUACUUUUGUUAUGGAGAUUGAUGACAUUGCCCCAUUCACAAAGAUGCGCAUGCGGUUGGAUGGGCAGGGCAACCGACCAGAGUGGUUCCUGGACAAGGUCCUCCUGAAGAAUAUGGACAAUGAUGACCUGACAAUGUUCUACUAUGGUGAGUGGUUAUCUGAGAGGAAGGGUAAAAAGAAGACCCUGGUUUGUGAGAUGUGUGCAGUGAUUGAUGGAGAAGAGGUGAUGGAGUGGACAUCCUACUCUGUUACAGUCAAGACCAGCAACAUUAUGGGGGCUGGCACUGAUGCCAAUGUGUUCAUCAUCAUCUUCGGAGAAAAUGGAGACAGUGGUAUCCUGCCCCUGAAGCGAUCCAAAAAUUGGAACAAGUUUGAGCGCAAUUCAUCAGACACCUUCAACUUCACAGACAUGCUGAGCCUGGGUCACCUCUGCAAGCUGAGGGUCUGGCAUGACAGCAAAGGAAUAUUUCCUGGCUGGCAUCUAAACUACAUAGAUGUGAAGGACAACUCCAGGGAUGAGACAUUUCGCUUCCCAUGUGAACGCUGGCUAUCAAAGAGUGAGGGGGACAGACAGACGGUCCGAGACUUGCGAUGUUCCAACAAUGAGAUCCUGGAAGAGAUGGAAGAAACCACUUAUGAGAUCGUCAUAGAAACGGGAGAUUCAGAUACCAGGGAGAACGCCUGGAUCGUUCUGGAAGGAAGAAAAAACCGAUCCAAAGAAUUGCUCAUCGAAAACAGCCCUAGGCACAGGGUGUUUAGAAAAAAUGGCACUGACAAAUUUGAAUUUGACAGCAUCUUUGUGGGUGAAAUAACAUCACUGAGUUUGUGGCACAUGCCCAGAGAAGGACAGAGGAUGCCUCCCAGGGAGAUACUCUGGCACGUGAAGACCAUCACCAUCACAGAGUUAGAGUUCAACAAUGUGUACUUUUUUAACUGUGACUACAAAAUCCCCCUAAAGAAAAAGAAAAAGUACUUCAAGGUCUUUGAGGUCACGAAGGUGACCGAGAGCUUUGCCAGCAAGAUACAGAGCCUGGUGUCGGUCAAGUAUGAGGUCAUAAUCACGACGGGUUAUGACCCUGGAGCAGGCACAGAUGCCAAUGUCAUGAUCACCAUCUUUGGCGCCAAUGGUGACACAGGGAAGCGGGAGCUUAAGAGGCGUAUGCACAACCUCUUUGAGAGGGGCCACACUGACCGCUUUUGCCUGGAGACUCUGGACCUGGGGGAGCUCCGUAAAGUGAGGCUGGAGCAUGAUGGCAAAGGUCCCAGCUCUGGCUGGCAAGUGGAGAGGGUGGAGGUUGCCAACACCAGCAGUGGAGUUGCCACCAUCUUUGCCUGUGGGAAGUGGUUGGACCCAAAGAAGGGAGAUGGACUGACCUGGAGAGACCUCUUCCCUACAGUUUGA
Messenger RNA from Gracilinanus agilis (Agile Gracile Mouse Opossum), 6621 nucleotides. RefSeq names its product lipoxygenase homology PLAT domains 1 (gene LOXHD1). The record is from RefSeq and is a predicted model, not a curated record. NCBI's taxonomy places the organism in Eukaryota, Metazoa, Chordata, Mammalia, Didelphimorphia, Didelphidae. The transcript has 41 exons. Gene Ontology annotation, molecular function: protein binding. Bases 1 to 6621 code for a protein of 2206 amino acids.